Aspergillus ibericus CBS 121593 is the source of this 1250-nucleotide messenger RNA. RefSeq lists its product as uncharacterized. The transcript has a single exon. Lineage: Eukaryota; Fungi; Ascomycota; Eurotiomycetes; Eurotiales; Aspergillaceae. Gene Ontology annotation, cellular component: Ino80 complex. The coding region runs from base 244 to 807 and encodes 187 amino acids. The record is from RefSeq and is a predicted model, not a curated record. Gene Ontology annotation, biological process: chromatin remodeling.
AAGCUAUCUUGGUUAUCUACUGCUAAGCUCCCAACUGCAUACCAAAGGCUAUUCAUGUGCCAGUUAUCCUCGCCAUUGUGCAAUCGCGCCCAUCGCAUCAGGUGCCUAUAACUCAUCCAGCUCCGGACAAGACGGCCACUUCUAGACUCCAGCCGCAUCAGCAUCAACCCUCCCCGAAAAGCGUCCACCUUCCCUCAUCCUUUCAAUCAAGUCCCUUCCGCACACCUACUCUUAACUAUCGCCAUGGCUCCCCAGACCCCCGCCGAAGCGGAGAAUCACCAAGCGCUUCUCGAUCGUCUCGACAUCGCGCAUGUCCCCCGUCCUUUCCGCAACCCGAACUGGAGACCGUCCCAGCGUCGCAACAAGAACGUCAAGCAGCUCAUUUCUGAGAGCUCAAGAAAGGAGGCCUCUGUGAUGGCCACACAGUCCAAUUCGGGUGCAACAACCCCGCUCCCAGCCACAUCUGCCAGCACCGAUGGAAGCCAAACCCCUGCCGAUGGCACACCCCGGACCAACAUCGCGCAGGCCGCGCAGAACCUCUCGACACUGGUCUUGGAGAAGAACGCACGAGCGGCAUUUACCUCGGGACCUGCUGUAACUUACACCAAUAUCGAAUCCGCCCCGUCAUUGCACCCGUCGCAGCAAACCCGCUACUGCGAUAUCACAGGGCUGCCUGCUCCAUACACGGAUCCCAAGACGAGACUGAGGUAUCAUGAUAAGGAGGUCUUUGGCGUGGUUAGGACACUGGGGCAGGGAGUGCCGGAGAGUUACUUGGAACUCAGGGCCGCGCAUGUUGUGCUUAAAUGAGGUUAUGAUCUAUGGAAGUGUUUGUUCUACGUUGUAAGAUAUCAGGUAGGUACGAUGUUAUUGCAGGCAUAAUGCACUGGAUUCUAAUGAAGGCCACAAUAACAGCCUCUUCUAAUACUAUAUUUAUGUACGAUCGACACAGUCAAGCCCUUUCCACCCACCUGCCCCUCUCGAGACAGGUUCAAAGAAAGCGCUCCGGCUUAUUCGCGACCUAAUAACUUAUAGAGUUGUUGAUCUUCGCCUUGUGCUGUUGCACUCGACUAGUACCGAUGCUCCAGGGACGGAGCAUCAGUUACAGCAUCCGGGGAUGCUGUUGCCGCGGCGUGGUAUUGAGCUGCCCACAGGCUAGCCAGGGGUAUACAGGCAGGGUAGCUGCAGUAAUUGGACUGGUUGGGCUGUUUUGCAACCCGAGUCAUCGCAUGGACCCUUUUUGUAGCUUUGCU